Molecule: messenger RNA, 1963 nt
Organism: Brassica napus (rape)
Lineage: Eukaryota; Viridiplantae; Streptophyta; Magnoliopsida; Brassicales; Brassicaceae
Product: probable xyloglucan 6-xylosyltransferase 5
Exons: 1
Coding region: 325-1695 (456 amino acids)
Biological process (GO): xyloglucan biosynthetic process
Cellular component (GO): membrane; endosome; trans-Golgi network
Molecular function (GO): hexosyltransferase activity
Source: RefSeq, a predicted model, not a curated record
AAACUAAUAAUAAUGACAUUUGUCGGUGUGAGUGAGCUGUACGCGUAUCUUCCCCUUCUGCUUCUGGAUCGAGCGAAGCAUUUUCCUCCGACAAUGUAUUUUUAAUUAAGACAAUGCUUCCGCAUUAUUGGGUUUAGUUUCUUUUUUUAAUUAGGGUUCUUCAGAUCGAAUAUCCUUUCUCAUCAUGCUAAAGAUCUGAUCUUUCUUCAGAUCCGUAAGUACACACAGAGAGAGAGAGAACUACAAAGACCGUCUUUUCAGACAAAAAAAGGAACAAACUUUAAUGGUCGUCGCAACUCUCUAACUGAAAAUCUAAACGAGAAAAUGGGUUCGCCGGCGCACAAAAGACCCUCCGGAAGCGGCGGCGGAGGACUCCCGACUUCAACGGCACCAAACGGCGGAGGAGGAAGAGGCGGUCGCGGCGUGUUGCCACGUGGCAGACAGAUGCAGAAGACGUUCAACAACAUCAAGAUCACGAUCCUCUGCGGGUUCGUCACCAUCCUCGUCCUACGCGGCACAAUCGGCGUCGGCAACCUCGGAAGCUCAAGCGCCGACGCUGUUAACCAGAACAUCAUCGAGGAGACUAACCGGAUCCUAGCCGAGAUCCGGUCCGAUUCGGAUCCAACCGACUUGGAAGGGCCUCAAGAAACAGAGAUGAGUACCAACGAGACGUACGCUCUGGGGCCAAAGAUCACGGAUUGGGAUAGUCAGCGAAAGGUAUGGCUCGACAAGAACCCUGAGUUUCCCAGUACUGUUAAUGGCAAAGCUCGGAUCUUGUUGUUAACAGGGUCUCCUCCUAAGCCAUGUGAUAACCCUAUUGGUGAUCAUUACCUCUUGAAGUCUGUGAAGAACAAGAUUGAUUACUGUAGGCUCCAUGGGAUCGAGAUUGUUUAUAACAUGGCUCAUUUGGAUAAGGAGCUCGCUGGGUAUUGGGCAAAGUUGCCUAUGAUUAGGAGGUUGAUGCUGUCUCAUCCGGAAGUUGAGUGGAUCUGGUGGAUGGAUAGUGAUGCUUUGUUCACUGACAUUCUGUUUCAGAUCCCUUUGGUUAGGUACGAGAAGCAUAACCUGGUGAUUCAUGGUUAUCCGGAUUUGUUGUUUGAUCAGAAGUCGUGGAUCGCGUUGAACACUGGUAGCUUUUUGCUGAGGAAUUGUCAGUGGUCGUUGGAUUUGUUGGAUGCUUGGGCUCCUAUGGGACCUAAAGGACCGAUUCGCGAUGAGGCCGGGAAGGUGCUGACGGCUUAUCUUAAAGGAAGACCGGCUUUCGAGGCGGAUGAUCAGUCGGCUUUGAUCUAUCUCCUGCUUUCUCAGAAAGAUACAUGGAUGGAGAAAGUGUUUGUGGAGAAUCAGUACUAUCUACAUGGGUUUUGGGAAGGUUUGGUCGAUAAGUAUGAGGAGAUGAUGGAGAAGUAUCACCCGGGGUUAGGUGAUGAGAGGUGGCCGUUUGUGACGCAUUUCGUUGGAUGCAAGCCGUGUGGUAGCUACGCUGAUUACGCGGUCGAGAGGUGCUUGAAGAGCAUGGAGAGGGCUUUUAACUUUGCGGACAAUCAAGUGCUGAAGCUGUAUGGUUUUGGACAUAGGGGAUUGUUGAGCCCCAAGAUUAAGAGGAUCAGGAAUGAGACGGUUACUCCGUUGGAGUUUGUAGACAAGUUUGAUAUCCGCAGAACAACGCAAGUGGAAACCAAACCACAGAACUAGAGGAGCUCUUCAUGGACACGUAUAGGUAAUAUAUAUGACACUUACAAAUGCAAAGCAAAAUUUGUUUGCCUGUACUUGCUACUUCAUUGUUUCUUCUGCUUUUUUUUGUUUUUGUUUGUUGUUGUUUGCAAAAUUCUUUUUUUUUUCCAUAGAUGUUUUUGUUGUGUUUUCUUCAGUCUAUAUACUUUGUCAUUGCUCGUGCAAGUCUGUCACUUGAACUUGUUGGCAACUAUUAACUUUGGAAGAAAAGUUAUAGAAUCCAUGAUCA